AUGUGGCUGCCUUCUAGAAGAGAAAUUCCCAUCCGGAAGUAUACUCCAUACCUAUCUACGAGUUUGCCCAAAUUCUGGCACCGCUUUUGUGAGCAAAUUGUCGCCUGCAAAUUCGCGGUCAAUUACAUAAAAAGAUCGUGUCCAAAUACACAAUGUAACCUUAAGCCACAUCGGCGUACUCCGCACCUACUCUGUCGCCUUGAUGAGAAAGUUCCCAGUGCCCCAUAUGGUGGGGAAUAUGAUAGCAGAGCCAAGACUAUUGAUUUAUCAACUUACCACAUCAUGGCACCGAAAAAGAUCAUCAUCGACACCGAUCCUCUGACUAAAUGUGAACAGGGCAUCGAUGACAUCCUCGCACUUCUCCUUGCUUUAUCCGCACAGUCUGAAGAGGUAGAAUUGCUACUCAUCUCUCUGACCUUUGGCAACAUCGAAGUGAGGAGUCUUCCAUUGCUAACUAUGAAAAGCUGCCUUCGUAAUGUCGUCUCCAUGUUCCACAUUCUCGAACGAGAGAUGCAAUGGCGUCGCGAGCAUGGCCGGCCUGAAGGGUUUGGCGCCCUGCACGCCUGUCGACCGGUCAUUGCCGUUGGGGCCGAGGACCCUCUAGAAGAUCAGAAGAUGUUGGCCGAUUAUUUUCAUGGAACUGACGGUCUUGGGGGCAUUCACGCUAGCGAAACAUGGGAGCAUAUGUUCGAUCCCUCGGCGGAUCCCACUGUCAUCGAGCCCAUACGCACCGGAGACUCGGCGCAUCGGUCCUUUAUUGCCUCUAAGCGGCCCGCGCACCAGGAAAUCCUCCGCGUACUACGCGAGAACGAUCCCGACACUGUCACCCUCGUGGCCGUCGGCCCGCUAACCAAUCUGGCCCUCGCUUCCGCGGAGGAUGCCGAGACUUUCUUGCGUGUCAAAGAAGUAGUAGUCAUGGGAGGAGCAGUCAAUGAACCGGGCAAUGUCACACCCGUUGCAGAGUUCAACGCAUACGCCGACGCAUUCGCCGCGGCGCGCGUUUUCGCCCUCACCUCCCCUAACCCCAAAACCACCAUGCCAUCCGGCACCACCCUCCCGUCCUACCCCGCUAAACUAAGCAAACAGCUCACACUCCGCCUCUUCCCGCUGGACAUCACGCACCGCCACGGCAUGACCCGCGGCCUGUUCCGUCAAGCUGUCGCACCCCACCUAGAAGCUGGCUCGCCGCUCGCGGAGUGGAUGUCGGCCUUUAUGGCGCACACCUUCCGAACCAUCGAGAGCCUUCACCGGGACCAGGUCGGUGAUGCUGUCGAUCUCAGCCUGCAUGACCCCGUCUGUGUCUGGUACGCGUUGACCGCGGAGGAUGCGGGCUGGAAGCCCUCCGAUGCCUCGCCUGAGGAUAUCCGGGUUGAGACAACGGGCCAGUGGACCAGAGGCGCGUGCAUUGUCGACCGACGCCCCCGGCAGCGCGUCGAAGGAGAAGAGGAAAGUGCCAGCGACCAUGGCCAUUGGUUGAGUACGAAGGCUGGAAAUCGUAUCUGGAGAAUGGAGAGUUCGCCUGCGGAAAAGAACUUUGGCGCGAUUCUACUGGAACGGAUAUUUCGAUGA
This is a messenger RNA of Aspergillus fumigatus Af293, 1569 nucleotides long. RefSeq names its product putative nucleoside hydrolase. The transcript has 7 exons. Bases 1 to 1569 code for a protein of 522 amino acids. The record is from RefSeq and is a predicted model, not a curated record. Gene Ontology annotation, biological process: purine nucleoside catabolic process. Gene Ontology annotation, molecular function: purine nucleosidase activity. NCBI's taxonomy places the organism in Eukaryota, Fungi, Ascomycota, Eurotiomycetes, Eurotiales, Aspergillaceae. Gene Ontology annotation, cellular component: cytosol.